GAGAUAGGAAGAGAGAAAAAACAGGAAGAGACCCUACGGCCACCUUCAGUCGCAUCGCGCGGACAACGAGAUCCCGGCGGCCGGGUCACCGACGGCGGUAUCCAGGAGCGUGCCAAGCGCGCCCCGAGAUCUCGCUGAUCGUCGUCCUCGUCCGCGCCGUGGGAGUUCCAAGUCCGUCGUUGCCGCUGGUCGGGGUCGCGAACCCCUUCCACGGGCGGCGGCGGCGGCGACAAAUCGGUUACGGCGCGCGGGGCGGCGGUCGACUAAUUCCGGCGGGAGAGAGGAGGAGGCCGUUCUCGUUGGCGUCGUCGCCACCGUCGUUCCCGUUCUUCCUUGUCGAGUUCCUGCUAUCUCUACUCCGUCUACAAUCUUUGGCGAUUGGUUUUGGGGGAAGGAAGGUGAUUGGAUUGAAAUUUAUGAUUCAUAGGAUUUAUAUAUUGAUGACCGCACAUCCUGAUAUGUUUGCAACCCAGUGAAUUCCGUUUGAGUACUAUACAUGUUGACUGUGAUUGGGCAAAUUCUGCAUUAGAUUUUGCUGAUAAAAUUGGACAUCAAUUGUCUGCAAAUUAUGGAGCACCUCCCGGUUGAAGUUAUUGGCAACAUUCUUGCACAUCUUAGUGCUGCACGAGAUGUCAUGGUUUCCUCUGCGGUUUGCCGGAAGUGGCGGGAGGCCUGCAGGAAGCAUCUCCAUUCACUGUCCUUCAAUUCAGACGACUUUCCUCGGGACAUGACCACACGUCAACUGGAGAUCAUCAUCACACAGACUAUAUUCCAGACGAUGGGACUGCAAUGCCUCUCUAUUCAUAUAGAUAACACACAUGAGUUCUCCGCAGCGCCUGUGAUUGCAUGGCUAAUGUAUACCAGGGAGACGCUCCGGUGCCUGUAUUACAACAUUCAAACCAACCCUAAUGUAAACAUCCUGGAGAAGUGUGGUAGACAGAAGCUGGAGGUGUUGGAUUUGGACCAUAACACAAUCACCGGUGUUGAACCAAGCUACCAGAGGUUCACUUGUCUUAAAUCCCUUUAUUUGAGGCAUGUUAGCAUUUCUGCCCUGGAUUUGAGCCUUCUAGUUGCUGCUUGCCCCAAGAUCGAGUCACUGGCACUUGAUGUCCUUGAGAUUGUCACUUCUGAUUCGCAGUCUACAAUGGAAUUAACAAGCCAUACCUUGAAAAGCAUCUUUGUAAAAACAGUUGGCGUGGAUAAGAUCAUACUUGAUGCAGAUAAUCUGGAGGUCCUGCACCUGAAUGCUUUGAACCUUGAUCUCUUUGAGCUCUCUGGGAAGGGUACACUAAAGCAUCUCAAGAUUGAUGAUGUGAGUGUUACACAUUUGGAUAUUGGGGAGAGUACCGAUCAUCUGGAGGUUGUGGAUGUGAGUAACUUUAUGAUAGUCUGGCCAAAGUUCUACAAUAUGAUAUCUAGAGCAUGCAACUUGCGGAUGCUACGUUUCUGGGGUGUUGCGUUUGAUGAUGAUGAUGAGAUUGUGGACUUGGAGACUGUUGCUGUUGCAUUUCCUCUUCUAAGGCAUCUUUCACUAAGUUAUGAAUUACGAGAUGGGCUACUGCAAGGAUUAUCACCACUGGAGAAUGUUUCGGUUCUGGAACUUGGUUGGACAGUAAUAAGUGAGCACUUUGGACCCUGGGUGUUUGGAAUGAUUGAAAGGUGUCCAAAUCUCAAGAAACUUGUCAUUCAUGGUGUUCUUUCUGAGGCAAAAACACGCGAAGAGCGCAAGAUGUUAGCAACCUUCACCUCUUUUAUAGUUUGUCUCAUGAGGAAGUAUGUGCAUGUGGAUGUGCAAUUUGAGUAUGAGUGAUCAGCCACUAGGUCAAGUGGGCAUUCAUCAUCCUUGUUCCGUUCAACUCUUGCCAUCAGGAAUAUCACCUCAUCGUUUCGACUUAAAUACAACAGGAUAAACUGAUAGGGCAAAGUUUUGUUCUUAUAUUGAUCUAAUCUAGUAGUGUUAGCGCCUCUCAUCAUGCAGUCCAACAUAGAUAAAUUUAUGCUUAAUGUUUUUUUAUGCAUCUUGCAGCUUUGCUUCUGAUCCUACUUCGUGACGAGCAUAUAUAUUUUAUACCAUCGGACAUGGUUAAAGAAAGCUCGAGACCACCUAUUCACAAAAUUGCAGAUUCCUGUAUUUGCCCAUCGCAUUAUAGCACGGAUGGCAGAACCGGAUGCUAUUCCUUCUUCUGAGAAACCCUCUCCCUCUCUCCUGCUUCAUUUGUUCAGCUGUAGUGGAAUGAUUCAGUUGAGAUUUAAGUGCACAUCAUGUCAAACAUCUUUUGGAUAUUCAUGAGAUUAGAAUUUGGUUCGAGAUUCUCUUGAUAUAUGCUGUCAGAGUGCAAGUUUUUUGUAAACUAUACCAUUUAAAGCUUACAGUUGCAUGCCCUUAGUGGACCUUCUCCUCGGAAA
Triticum aestivum (bread wheat) is the source of this 2406-nucleotide messenger RNA. RefSeq names its product F-box/LRR-repeat protein At1g67190. The record is from RefSeq and is a predicted model, not a curated record. Lineage: Eukaryota; Viridiplantae; Streptophyta; Magnoliopsida; Poales; Poaceae. The coding region runs from base 569 to 1810 and encodes 413 amino acids. The transcript is spliced from 3 exons. Gene Ontology annotation, molecular function: protein binding.